AUGCUCCUUUACCUCGGCGGCUGGUAUGGCAAUAAUUUAUUCUCCGACGUCAUUGGUUAUAUGCUUUGCAAUCAAUUUCCUCAUUUUCAACUGAAUGCCAGGAAUUUCAGGGCUUUUUCUAGUUCGCCUUUUCUCUUCACUCCAGCCUAUUUGCCUAGUUCAUUUGCUCAACUACCAAGGGACCAGGCUGUCUGGUGCUCGGCUGGAGUGAUGGGUUCUGAUGGUUGUCUUUAUUUGGUUGGGGGCCGUAAAGACGGUCUCCUGGCUUCAGCUCUCACGCAUGUCUACAAUCCAUCUACACGCUGCUGGACUGCAGGACCACUAUUAAAUCAGCCACGUUGCGAAUUCAGUCUUUGUCAAAUAGAGCCAAAGAUAUACGCCAUUGCUGGUCUAUACACUGCAUCUUAG
Molecule: messenger RNA, 408 nt
Organism: Protopolystoma xenopodis
Lineage: Eukaryota; Metazoa; Platyhelminthes; Monogenea; Polystomatidea; Polystomatidae
Source: the annotation of a GenBank genome assembly